AUGCAGAGUGUAGGAGUGAACAGCAACUCUAGCAAUAAUUCAGUAUUCAUUUUUUCUAAGCCUUCAAUUGAAAAAAUUUUAUUGUUGCAGAUACUGGUUGGAUUUUUUGUGUAUGUUAAUUGUUUGAUGAUAUUCACAUUUCUAAAAAAGGAAGCAUUUAGGGAAGAAACACGAUACAUUUUGUUUGCACAAACUCUUUUUGUGGACACUGCUUUUAUACUGUUGAUGGACUUGCUUUCACUUGGGACUUAUUUCCAGUACCAAGUGAACAUGGGUAUUUGUUCUCUUUGUGUACUUAUUGAGAAUUUUUUCAUCUGUUGUACAGCACUGACUUUGGUGGCAAUGUGUCUGGAACGCUAUGUGGCUAUAUGCAUGCCUUUGAGACAUGCUGAGAUUUCCACAAGUAGGACCAGAUUGUAUGGGUUUUUUAUCAUAUGGAGCAUCAGUUCUAUAAUUCCAGCAUUCAGUUUCAUAGGAUACUGGGCAGCAGCCCUACCUAAUACUCUGUUCUUCUCGGCUGUAUGUACUGUAGAAGUGACAUUAACCAAAGAAUGGCAGGCACAUGGUCGUGCUGCAAUUUAUGUUAUGCUUUUUCUUUUUAUGGUCAUUAUCAUUUUCUUCACCUACUUUAAGAUAAUGAUUGCAGCUAGAGCUGCUUCCUCUGAAAAAAAGAAGUCAACCAAUAAGAGCCUCAGAACUGUGCUGCUUCAUGGUGUUCAACUGUUUCUGUGCAUGAUGCAGUUUUUUACACCAUAUAUAGAAAUGGCAUUUUACAAGGUUGAAGACAUGACACUUAGAAAUAUAAAAUAUUCCAAUUUAAUAAUUUUUUUGUUUCUACCACGUAGUCUUAGUCCUUUGAUUUAUGGUCUGAGAGAUGAAAUCUUUUUCCAUGCCUUAAGGCAUUAUGCUUUAUUUGGUACUGAUCGCCUUUUCUGA
Molecule: messenger RNA, 936 nt
Organism: Clarias gariepinus (North African catfish)
Lineage: Eukaryota; Metazoa; Chordata; Actinopteri; Siluriformes; Clariidae
Product: odorant receptor 131-2-like
Exons: 1
Coding region: 1-936 (311 amino acids)
Biological process (GO): G protein-coupled receptor signaling pathway
Cellular component (GO): membrane
Molecular function (GO): G protein-coupled receptor activity
Source: RefSeq, a predicted model, not a curated record